CCUGUUGCUCGAGGCAGCCUUGAGUCGCGUUGGGCCAUAUUACUUACUAUUGUGCAUACUUGAGAGGUGCUUCAUGCUUCAGAGGAUAAGGGGAACUUUUCACGCAUGCCCAAUACGGAGGAAGAGGAAAAGGAAGCAUGUAAUCCUUUACCAAUAUGGCGGCCGUAUUUUACAGAGCUCGAUGCAUGAUUUUCUGGUUUUCUAUACACAUAGCUAAGCCAAAAAUACAGCGAUUAAGGGCAUCUGUAUGAGAACUUUAGGUGGCGGUAGUGAAUACAUUUCACCUCUCUUUCUCCUUUAAAAAAUAUGCUUCUCUAAAAAGCAAACUGGGUAUCAAGUGGUAUGAAGCAGUGAAUUAUUUUUACCAGUGUGUUUUUUGACUAUUUUUACCAUUUAUGAAUCAUUCAGAAAAUCUAGAAGCAAAGGCAGCAGUACAACAAAGAAGACAAAAGUAAAGGUUUUUGUUAUUGUUGCAGUGUUUUUUCUUUGCUUUGUUCUUUUCCCUAUACAAUUAGCCAAACGGGUGCCAUAAAAGACUACUGUGUGCAAAACAAACCACGCUAUGGCUGGCUGCCACCAAUGUAUGGAUCCUCUGAUAUACAUAGGGGUCUAUUUAUGAAGCCUCAAUUUUUUCUGAUAAAGUUUUUUAGGGGAGAUUUUUUUAUUCUCCAAAGCUGCCAGAAAUCCAAAUACGAAAAAUACUCCAGCUAUACCUGUCGAAGUCAUGUAAAAGUCAAUGGAAGAUGUCCCUUUUACAAUUUAAAGGUGUUUCUUGUCUUCGUGAUCUACAAGGAUUUCAGUCUUUGUCUCCAAUCACAAUCUCAGAAGUAUUCAACAACUCCAAUGGCUCCUCAUUGCUCCCCAUACAAUGUGUCCGUGACACACAAAUCUCCAAAGUUGUGUUUCCAGUCCUCUACACCAUUGUGUUCUUUCUUGGAUUGUUGCUGAAUAGCUUCUCCGUCUGGAUUUUCUACAAAGUUCCCAGCCACACUGUUUUCAUAGUCUACCUAAAAAACACAUUGGCUGCUGAUUUCCUGAUGAUUUUCAUGUUACCUUUCAAGAUUCUUACAGAUUCUGGAAUUGGGUCAUGGCAAAUGAAAGCAUUUGUUUGCCGCUUUUCAUCAGUGGUAUUUUACAUAUCCAUGUACAUUAAUAUAAUACUUCUUGGACUCAUUGGACUUAAUCGUGUCCUAAAAAUUGCACGGCCAUUUGGGAAGAAGUGGGUGGAUAAUGUGCACAUUGCAAGAGCACUUUCCAUAGCAGCAUGGCUGCUAAUGUUUGGAAUAUCUAUACCAAAUAUGAUACUUUCUAAUGAAAAGGCAACACCGCUUAAUGUUAAGAAAUGUGCUUCUCUAAAAAGCAAACUUGGUAUGAAGUGGCAUGAAGCAGUAAUUCAUUUUUGUCAAUUUCUAUUUUGGACUACUUUUACCCUCAUGGUAAUAUUCUACACAAUUAUUUCAAAAAAGGUUUAUGAAUCAUACACAAAAUCUAGAAGCAAAGACAGCAGUACAACAAAGAAGACAAAAGCAAAGGUUUUCAUUAUAGUUGCAGUGUUUUUUCUUUGCUUUGCUCCUUUCCAUUUUGCAAGGGUUCCCUAUACAAUUAGCCAAAUGGGUGCCAUAAAAGACUGCAGUGUGCAAAACAAACUGUAUAUUGCUAAAGAGAUCACGCUUUGGCUGGCUGCUACAAAUGUGUGCAUGGAUCCUCUGAUAUACAUAGUGUUGUGCAAGCCAUUUCGACAACUGCUAACGAAGGGAUCCCGUUCUGCAACUACAAGUAUGGAAGCCCAGACCUUCCAAGAUUCAAGAGUGUAGCAUAGCUAAUAACAAACUGUGUUUGAUUUUAUCAUGCAUUUUCAUUUCAACAUUAUGGAUUGUAUUACAUUUUGACACAUAAAGAAAGAGUUUAAUGCUUUAUUGUGGUUGAAACUCAUUAGUGUUCACAAAGCGUUCACAUUCUAGAAGAAAAAAGAGUUGCACAUGUGAGCACAGGACACAAGUUUCAGGGGCAAAUUUGAAUUUAAAAUUGUAUUCUUGGAGAGAGAAGCAAAGCAGCAAAAUUCUACCUCUGAAUGGUACGCUCAGUAAAUAAAAUGUUGAUAAAUUCACAUGACUUUGUGAAUAUUGUGUAUUUAUAUGCAACUAUGCUUAUAGUUUUCAUAUGUUUUUAAUUAAAAGGAAUGUGAUUGUAUCUUGAAUAAAUGGCUGACAU
This is a messenger RNA of Xenopus laevis (African clawed frog), 2211 nucleotides long. RefSeq names its product purinergic receptor P2Y, G-protein coupled, 13 L homeolog (gene p2ry13.L). The transcript is spliced from 2 exons. NCBI's taxonomy places the organism in Eukaryota, Metazoa, Chordata, Amphibia, Anura, Pipidae. Gene Ontology annotation, biological process: G protein-coupled receptor signaling pathway; G protein-coupled purinergic nucleotide receptor signaling pathway; signal transduction. The record is from RefSeq and is a predicted model, not a curated record. Gene Ontology annotation, cellular component: membrane; plasma membrane. The coding region runs from base 744 to 1814 and encodes 356 amino acids. Gene Ontology annotation, molecular function: G protein-coupled purinergic nucleotide receptor activity; G protein-coupled receptor activity.